AUGGUUGCCCUUAGGGGUGUACCACUUGCCAGCAGCGCGUUGCUGCACGCGCCUGUUUUAAACAGCAAACACUUGGUCAUCGAGAUCCGCCAUGGGGAGAUGUGUAUGAACGAGUUUACGUGCCAACAGCUUCUCUCUAGAGUGAAAGAGAACUGUCGCGUAUCGGACAUUCAGCCGAAUGGGUUAAUCACCUACCGUGAUUGCAAGCAGUUGUUGUCGGAUACUGACUACAUCGCAAACAUCGACACACGCUUUGAAUGCAUCCUCGUACGUCUGUAUCCGGUUUCGGCAAUCGUAUUGCAUGAUUCGGUGCUGGUCAUUGCAAAUGGGAACAUGAAUCUAGACGAUUUCCUACGCUCACUCUGCAGCAUCACCCGUGAGUAUCACAACAAUGAGCACAGUUCCAGGUCACCACCGACGCAUGGCGGCAGGGGAUCCGAUGACGUUGAUGCUUCGGCGGACUCGGCGCUGCCAUUCGAAGUUAAAAUUUUGGAAUGUUGCUACAUGGCAUCUUUGAACAACCUGGAGGGGGACAUGGCUGCAAUCGAAGAGAAGUUCCGUGUAGUGGAGCAAAUGGUGCACGAGAAGCGCCGCUACCAGGAAAUAAACAUGAUUCUGCACCACCUGAAACAGCCUGUUGUGAACAUGAGCGAGAUUCUAAAAGGAUUCACAGACAUGAUGGACGAAUACCUCAACGACGAGGAUUCCAUGAAGCUGCUGGAAUUCGAAAGUCACAUGCUGUUCUACGGCCCUGAAACGCUGCGUACAGGCUUCGAGGACCGGACGGUAAACCGCGAUUUGGAGAACUUGAUGGAGUACUUCGACCAGGAGGUGGACCAGAUGGCGCGUCGCUCCAGAACACUGGGCACCUCUCUGAAUGAGCUGGAGAAGCACAUAACGGUGGCCCUGGCUAUUAAAAGAAACGAGAUGAUGCGUAUCGAGCUCAUUUGCAGCGUUCUCAGCACGGCGUUCGGGGCUGGAGCCUGCUUAACAGGACUGUUCGGAAUGAACGUGGUCAACAGUUUUGAGGAAAGCCAUGCGGCCUUCAUCGUUAUAUCGGUUAUCGCUCUGCUCAUUAUGUGCAUAGCGGUGUUGGGGAUGAAAAUACUCAUAUACAGGCACCGAGUAUAA
Messenger RNA from Babesia bigemina, 1131 nucleotides. Its product is annotated as -Magnesium transporter MRS2-11, chloroplastic. The record is from RefSeq and is a predicted model, not a curated record. Gene Ontology annotation, molecular function: magnesium ion transmembrane transporter activity. Lineage: Eukaryota; Apicomplexa; Aconoidasida; Piroplasmida; Babesiidae. Gene Ontology annotation, biological process: magnesium ion transport; transmembrane transport. Bases 1 to 1131 code for a protein of 376 amino acids. Gene Ontology annotation, cellular component: membrane. The transcript is spliced from 4 exons.